Messenger RNA from Aspergillus sclerotioniger CBS 115572, 1543 nucleotides. RefSeq lists its product as uncharacterized. Gene Ontology annotation, cellular component: nucleus. Bases 119 to 1357 code for a protein of 412 amino acids. The transcript has a single exon. The record is from RefSeq and is a predicted model, not a curated record. Gene Ontology annotation, molecular function: DNA binding; zinc ion binding; DNA-binding transcription factor activity, RNA polymerase II-specific. Gene Ontology annotation, biological process: regulation of DNA-templated transcription; aflatoxin biosynthetic process. Lineage: Eukaryota; Fungi; Ascomycota; Eurotiomycetes; Eurotiales; Aspergillaceae.
CUCUUUCACAAAGUCACGUGAUAACCACAUCAAAGCGGUGAACAAAACCCCGACAGUAAACUCACCGCCGGGAUUCGCCCGGGAUUCACCCAUCCCGCUGAAUGUCCUCCUUGGCAUAAUGCCCCAUAAGCACAACGAGACCGGUUUAGGGAAGGGUUCCUCAUAUCUCGCACUCGUAGAUACACACUAUACCAUUUACGGAUACGAGUGUAGAUUCUUACCGGGAUUCGUGACUUCCUUUUGUAUAACAAGUCCUAUUGGGGGUUUAAGUACCUACCUAUCCCUGUCCCUGUUCUGUAGCUUAUCCAGGGUAUAUUCAAUCAAGUAUAUUAAUACUGAGGAUAUACAUAUCGAAGCCAAAACCGUGAGGACUAUUUAUUUAACUGCCAUUAUGGCUGAAUACAUAUCCAUAUCCCCAUCACUAUCCCCAUCCACCACCACAACAACACCGCCCCCCAAAACAAGAGAUACCUGCGACGCAUGCGCAAAAUCCAAAGUGCGAUGCGGGAAACAACACCCCCGAUGUGAGCGCUGCGUGGCGAGGAAUCAACCCUGCAUGUAUGGAUUUGUUCGACCGAGGGGGAGACCGCGGUUGUGUCCGAUGGUGGGGAUGUCGCCAGGUGGCUCUGGGCUGGAGUAUUCUCCUUCGGGAAAGGGGGUCGAUAUGGUGCAAUGCGGUAUGGAAAAAGGGUUGGGGAGAACGCCGACGCAUGUGUUGGGGGAUAUGAUUGUCGCUGGUGGUCAGCGGGAGGGGGGGAUAGGAGAUGGGAAUGGGUGGCAGGGUCUGGGGUGUGAGGUUGGGGGGUUAUUUGAUAUUGUGCCUCAGGGGGAGGAGAUCGUUGGGAUGCAUGGAGGGUAUGAGAUGGGGUUGAUGUCUUCGUCGCCGUCGUCGUCGGGAUCGGGGUCGGGGGAGUCGUCUCUGGAGGCAGGGAACUCAGGACAAUCGUGCAUGGGUAUGGUUCUGAGUAUACUGCAAUCGUUGCAUUCUCCAUCCGAGACGUGUCUUCUUCAGGCGAGUGUGCCUCCGUCGCGAACGCUAGAUGCCAUUUUGCGACUGAACCAGAGUGCGAUGGGUACCCUGAUAUCGGUGAUGGGGUGUCCUUGUUCACUUGAACAUGGGUGUGCGGUGUUGAUAGCGCAGGUGCUGGUUCAGGUUUUGGAUUGGUAUCGGGUUGUUCUUGAGAUGGAUUCCGGGAUGGGGAUUGGCGAGUCUGAGUUGGAUGAAGAGGAUCGGAAGAGGAGGGUGGUGCAGGUGGUGAUGAAUGAUUUGGAAAAGGUGAGGAUGUUGGUGGAGGGGUUUGCGAGGGCUUAUUGUCGUGAGGGGGUGGUGGGGGUGGGGGACAGCAGAUGUGUUUGAUAUUGGAGGGGGAGUUGAGGAGGAGGUUGGGUGGGGUUAUGAGUGCGGCGGUGUUGAGGAUGGUUGGGUAGAUUGUGAUUGCAUAGGAUGAAUGGCUGUUUCAAUAUUGCCGAUUGUGGUGAUCCUCAUGAGGAAUAUAAUGUGAUUGUGGAAUCUCAGUCAAAGAUAUGAUUUUGAGACAUCGAA